Notothenia coriiceps (black rockcod) is the source of this 1424-nucleotide messenger RNA. Its product is annotated as poly(A) polymerase gamma-like. Gene Ontology annotation, biological process: RNA 3'-end processing. Gene Ontology annotation, molecular function: RNA binding; nucleotidyltransferase activity. The coding region runs from base 22 to 1368 and encodes 448 amino acids. Lineage: Eukaryota; Metazoa; Chordata; Actinopteri; Perciformes; Nototheniidae. The transcript has 10 exons. The record is from RefSeq and is a predicted model, not a curated record.
AACAGGAACGACUUUGUGUCCAUGUGGUUCAUCGGGAUCAUCUUCAAGAAAGUGGAGAAUGCGGAGAGUGUGAACAUUGACCUGACGUACGACAUCCAGUCCUUCACAGACACCGUGUACAGACAGGCCAACAACAUCAACAUGCUGAAGGAUGGGAUGAAGAUCGAAGCGACACACGUGAAGAAGAAACAGCUCCAUCAGUACCUUCCCCCAGAACUGGUGCAGAAGAAGAAGAGGAGCAUAGCGGAGUUGAACCGCAGCUCUAACGGGGGCAGCUCUAAGCGCCUCUCUCUGGACAGCAGCCACCUGGACAGCUCCAGAGACACGGACUCGGGGACCCCCUUCACCUCCCCCAGCAGCAAGCCCGCCAAGCCUGCGUCUGACACAGAUGACGGCGUAAGCCCCCCAAAGCAGCUUUUCGUGGAGGGCUCUCCAGCUCCCAGUGCAGCGACCUCAGCGACAGCAUCACCAGUAACACCUGCAGCGCCAGUGGCAACCGCAGCAGCAGCUCCAACGGCAACUGCAAGCGCAACUGCAAGCGCAACUGCAAGCGCAACUGCAAGCGCAACGCCAACCGCAGCGGCAACUGUUGCGGCAACUGUUGCUACAGACCAAGGGAUGUCCAUUCCUGUCAUUGGCUCAAAGCCUGCGGUUAAAGCAAAGCCUGCCUCUCCCCCUCCCAGCAGCUCCGCCUCUGCGGCGCUGAUGGAGGACGUGCUGCCCGACGCCACCAGCAGCCCCCGAGAGGAGCCCAACAACGGCCUGGAGGACUCCCCCAACGGAGCCGCUGCUGCUACCAAGAGACCCCACUCCCCGACACAAGAGGACCUGGCCAAGAGGCCCAAAGAAGCAGAGGUGGUGCCCAAUGAUGACUCUGCAUUUAAAGAGCCAUUUCCACCGUCCUCUGACUCACACGGAGAAGGACCCAAUGCUCAAACUGGAUCAAAGGCUAAGCCCAUUCCAACCAUUGAUACCUCAAGAACACAGAGACUUCCCAGCAUGGAGCUGCCAGACGCCUCGUCGCCUCUCCCAGCGAGCAACAGUUGUCGCGUCGUGAAGAAUUCCAUCAAACUGGCUCUCAACCGCCACAACAUCACACCUCCCAAGCCCCCAGUGUUCGAGGGCACCCUCACCACUGACGCUCCCCCUGCCGGCGAGGAGAAGGGCAUGUCCAUUCCUGUCAUUGGCUCAAAACACGUGGCAGCCAAACAGGCGGUGACCCCCGUCGGCAGCUCCAUCCCAACAUUAGUGAGCCGAGGGGCCGACCCCCUGAACGGAGCAACCGCCAAGAGAGCCCACUCCCCCACGCUGGAGGAGCAGGCCAAGAGGCUGAAAGAAACAGAAAAGGCCAGAAUCCACAUAGCUUGAACACAACAACCAUAGACUGGAUUCAUAUACAUAAAGAGUCGGGGCUUUAACGUUAA